Messenger RNA from Betta splendens (Siamese fighting fish), 2181 nucleotides. RefSeq names its product leucine rich repeat containing 31 (gene lrrc31). NCBI's taxonomy places the organism in Eukaryota, Metazoa, Chordata, Actinopteri, Anabantiformes, Osphronemidae. The record is from RefSeq and is a predicted model, not a curated record. The transcript has 9 exons. The coding region runs from base 255 to 2018 and encodes 587 amino acids.
GAGCACCUGACAUGACGUCACCGCGCUGUGAACCAGGAUCACGGUGAUCACAAGUUGACAGUCGCUUUAAUUUACUAUGAGCUGAUUCAGAGUCAGUCAGUGCUGCAGCUGUGAGGUAGUGAAGCGCCGAGUACCAGCAGGCUGCAUUUGACCGAACCAGGACCCGGACCCGGACCCGCUCUGGUCACGCGCCAAAAAUUCUAUCGUCUUGACAACGGACACAAGCGAGUUUCAGCUUUUUCUGGGUUGAGCUCAUGGAGGCUGCAGCUGGACGACGGGGACGGGACGGCGGGAGCCAGAGGCGCUCCCCUCUCGACGUCAUCAUGAGCCAGAUCCGCAGGAAGCGCACGGCCUCGGACAGGAAGCCGCUGAGGCGCUUCCUGUCCCAGCCCUCGGAGCAGUCGGACAUCCCCGAGGACCGAGAGCCGGAGGCCCGGGAGGACAGAGCCAGGGGUCCAGAGGCGGCGGGCGAGCGAGAGCCCGGCUGGGGCCGGGUGUGCGUCUUCCUGCAGAGGCUGGGGAGGACGGUGGACGGCCGGAGCCUGAGCCUGGCCCACUGCGACCUGACGGCGACAGACCUGCUGGAGCUGGCCACGCUGCUCCGCUGGCUGCCUCGGCUGGAGGAGCUGCACCUGUCCUGGAACGAGCUGAUUGGCGGCUGCCUCCGCGCGCUCGCGGCUCACCUGCACCACGUCGGGGGAGUCCGGACGCUGAGGCUCUGCGGCUGUCGGCUCAGCGCCGGCGACGUGGCGGCCGUGGGUGACGCUCUGAGCUGCGUUCCUCUGCUGGACGUCCUCGACCUGUCCUGGAACCCUGGUGCGGGUGGAGGACUGAGCGGCCUGCUGGGGAACCUCCGUCCGCCGCUGAGGGAGCUCCACCUGGUGGCCUGUGAGCUGACGGCGGCCGCCGCCGCCGCUCUGGGAGAGGCGGCGGCGGCGCUGCCCACGCUCUGUGUGCUGGACGUGUCCUGCAACCCGCAGCUCACGCAGGGGGCGGAUGCAGGCGGCUUCCGGGAGCUGGCGAGCGGCCUCGCUGGAGCCGCGGCCCUGACCACGCUGCGCUUGCAGGCCUGCGGUCUGACGCCAGGCUGCCUCCACGCCCUCGGUAGGACGCGCGCUGACACUGUGGCGCCAGCGGCUGCAGCUCCUUCAUGGUCUCGUGUGUCGGCGGCAGGCGCUUCGCUCCACGGCCUCUCAUCAAUGCGAGAGUUGGACCUGUCCUGCAACAGAGGCGUGGCUGGAGGACUGAGGAGCUUCACCCUGCACCUGUCUCACCUCAUGCACCUGGAGAGCCUGGACCUUCACCAGUGCUCCCUCACACGGGACGACCUGGAGGCGCUGGUCCAGGUGCUGCCCUCCCUGACGGCGCUGGUUCAGCUCGACGUGUCGUCCAAUAAGGAGGCAGGAGGCGUCGUCCACCAGCUGGUGUCCGUCCUCCCUCUGGCCCAGAUGAGGCGGCUGCCGCUCAACGGCUGCAGCCUGGACCCGGAGUCGUACGCGGCUUUAGCUCUGGCAGCGCCGCACCUCCGAGCCGUGGACGUCUCCUGGUGCAAAGUGGUCGGCGGGCGCUCGGCGCUGCUGCUGGACGCUCUGCAGACGUCCGUCAUCCUGGAGCUCCGUCUCAGCAGCUGCGAGCUCAAAACCGAGGACGCACAUCACCUGGCUGCAGGGUGCCGGCGAGGCUGUCUGUCCUCGCUGCGGGUGCUGGACGUCUCCUACAACGGCGCCGUGGCUGCCGACGGCUGGGCCGCUGUGUUCGCAGCGGGAGGUCUGGGCUCUCUGGAGGAAGUGGACCUCAGCCUGCGACCUUCGACCUCCGCCCCCUGCGCCGCCUGGCUCCCAGACCUGGUCCACGCUCUGCCCCGCCUGGCGGCGCUGAGUCGGCUGGCGGCGCAGCGGUGGAGCAUCAGCGCUAAGGAUCGGCAUCAGCUGCACCACUCGCUGAGGAGGAGGAGUGUCCUGCUGGAGUGGGACCCCGACAUUAAAGACGCAACGUCAGCCUCGGGAGAGAGCAGUUAAAGCCACCGGUGGCAUUUAUACCCGCUCCAGUCCGACCACCGUCGUCAGCAUCUCCGCUGUUUAAAUUGUUAAAUUCAGGAAGCACACAUUGAUGCUUGAAUCAUUCUCAGGGUAAAAAUGUUUAUUGUGGAGGUGGAUUUGAUUAAAAGAAUUUCACACAGUU